ACCGCCCUAGACUGUAGGCUAACAUAUUGAUAGCCACCCAUAUAAAAAUGCGCAGGCAGACUUUUGCAACACAUUUUAAGACUAAAAGCAAGCAGUGCAAAUGGACAGGAUCUUCUGUCCUCGACUUUUCCUUGUACUUUCAUUUUCAUCUGCGUCAUAUGGUUCUCACUCUCUGUCAUUGCUUUCAACUUAUAUUCAAGGAGAAACACAAUUUCCUAAAUUUAGUUGCACAACAACUCUGGAUGACAUCACAGUUGGAUACUAUAAUUCAGAGAUUUAUAUUCCAAGAGGGAAUAUGACAAAUGAGGAUGAUGUGAUUGAGUCAGGUUAUAUAAAGGGUAUAAGUGACUAUAUGUAUAACUCCUUCGUGAGACGAUCUGCACUGUUGAGAGAGUACAGCCAAACUCAGAGUCUUCGUGUCUAUCAGACUCUGGUUGUCUGUGAGCUGCUGGAACUUGACAAUCCUGGAAAGAUGAUUAUUAAAGAUGCUGCUGGUGGCUGCACCACAGAUGAAAUGGCUUACUUUAACAACACAUUUACUUAUACUCUAAAUGUGACUGUAAAUAUUACACAAGAAGUGCUCAAACCUCACCUGGAAGAAUUCAAGCAGGAAUUUGCAAAGAUCUUUUACCCAAUUUGCAUAACAACUCUCAAAAAUUACCUCAAAAAGAGAGGAGGUCAAGUGAACAGAAGGAUAACACCCAAUAUCAGGCUCACCCAGAAAGCAAACUCAGAUUCUGGAAGGUCUCGUGUGAGUUGUUUGACAUCAGGAUUUUACCCUCGUCACAUCAACCUGACCCUGUUCAGAGAUGGGCAGCCUGUAUCUGAUCAUGAGAUCACUGGAGGAGAUCUGCUUCCCAAUGCUGAUGGGACGUACCAGAUGAGGAAGAGUCUGGAGAUCAGUGCUGCAGACGAACACACAUACACCUGCUCUGUCACACACCUCAGUCUGGACAACAAACUGGACGUCACUUUGGAUAAUGAUCCUUCCAGACAUCUUAUAUGUGCUGCUGUCAUGAUGUUUGUAUGUGUGAUAAGUGUGGUUUUGGGAAUAGUCAUUUGGAUGAGAAGAAAACGAAGACAGAUAACAAGAGGUAUGACUUGAAAUUCUGUGUGUUCCCUCAAGAUAAAAUUGUAUCUAUAAUAACUGGAAUAUUUGCUUUUAUCACAUGCAUUUUUUGUAGAGGUGUAACGAUACACACAUUUUAGUCUGAUUUAACAAAUCUCAAAGCUUCAAUCUUUUUGCAAUUUGCCAUCAUUGGUAACACAGAAACUAAAAUAUUUCCCAAAUACCCAGUUUGUGUGUCGGGGGACACCAAUCUUAAAAUAGUAGGCUAUGGAAAAAUGUUCACAACUUACCUGAAUUCACAUUUAAUUAUUUUGUAAAGUCUGUUUUAUACCAGAAUUUACCUUGACCAUAAUCGUAUAUACUGAUUAACCUUGUCUUUUCAAUUAAAGAACACUUAUCACCCUGCAGUAUGAUUUUAAACAGUCAAUAAACACGUACUUGAAUACAAUUCAAUAUUUCUGAAUAAACUCCAGAAUUAAAUGUUCUGCAUGUUAAAUAAUAUUUAGUGAUUUUACAUGUUGAAGAAACUGGUUGUUUUUGUGCACUUUUAAGGGUCAGCAAGUCUGUCUGUCUACAUUUCAAGUGGGACUGUCAAAGCAGAGUGUGUUUGUUUAUAAAAAUAUACAUUUUUUAAAGCUUAGUAAAAAUUGAUUGCAAAUAAAACCUUACAUAAAA
Molecule: messenger RNA, 1744 nt
Organism: Carassius auratus (goldfish)
Lineage: Eukaryota; Metazoa; Chordata; Actinopteri; Cypriniformes; Cyprinidae
Product: major histocompatibility complex class I-related gene protein-like
Exons: 5
Coding region: 101-1105 (334 amino acids)
Biological process (GO): immune response
Cellular component (GO): external side of plasma membrane
Source: RefSeq, a predicted model, not a curated record